Molecule: messenger RNA, 288 nt
Organism: Melampsora larici-populina 98AG31
Lineage: Eukaryota; Fungi; Basidiomycota; Pucciniomycetes; Pucciniales; Melampsoraceae
Exons: 2
Coding region: 1-288 (95 amino acids)
Source: RefSeq, a predicted model, not a curated record
AUGUUUUCAAUACUCAAGUAUGAGAUUCAGUCACUUCACUUUUAUGACGAUCCAGAGCGCUCUGAGACGCAUCCAGAGCGCUCUGAGACGCAUCCAGAGCGCUCUGAGACACAUCCAGACCGAUCUGAGACGCACCCAGAGCGCUCUGAGCCCUCCUCACAGCGCUCCGAGGCACAUCCAGACCGAUCUGAGGCCCUCCCACAGCGCUGUAAGGCACAUCCAGAUUGCUCAGACACAGACACACAUCCAGAUUGCUUUCAGGCCUUCCCACAUCCCACAGCGCUCUGA